Molecule: messenger RNA, 2497 nt
Organism: Dermacentor andersoni
Lineage: Eukaryota; Metazoa; Arthropoda; Arachnida; Ixodida; Ixodidae
Source: RefSeq, a predicted model, not a curated record
UGACGACGCCUGGCCUUACCUGUGGAUCACGCAACAGCAGCCAAUAAUGGAUGGGACUAAAAACGUCGACAGUGUCACUGACAAUGGUGGCACAAGCUGCCUGCCGCUGUGGUCCCGCAGCAGCAUUGAUCGCACAAGGCCCAGCGGAAGCUUCGUAGGCAUGGUUCAAGCGUCACCCAACAUAAAAGGGCAUACAGACAAUCCUGAAAAUGGAAGCACCGGUUUCCCACUGCCAGUCUACAGCAGCAGCAGUGCCGGCGGCGAUGACGCAGUGGCCAGCACAAGCCGCGCGGGCAUGGUGGAAGAAUCGGGUGCACUGGGAAAAGAAGCUAGUUGCAGGAAUGCUACUGGAACCAGAGGAAGAGAACUGCAAGAGUUGUGUGGUGCCUCUGGAAAUGUUCCCAGCGAAAGGAAUGCCUUACACGGGUAUCCCAUUGAACACACGGGCGACACAGCCAAUAUUUACAAAGCGUCUGAUGAAUCAUCUGCGAAGCAGUCGAACUUUGCAGAACAUUGCCGCAAGCGUUCUAGGGAAGACCACAAAUGCGAAAGCUGUGGUAAACUGUUCCCUUGGGGUUCCCUUCUAGUUCGACAUUACCGCACGCACACCGACGAGAGACCGUACAGCUGCGAGAUAUGUGAUAAAUCAUUUCGUCGUUCUGAUCACCUAGAUGUGCAUAAGCGCAUGCAUACAGACGAGAGACCCUACAAAUGUGAAAUAUGCGAUACAUCAUUUUCGGACCCAUCGACUUUUUGUAGACACCAGCUCACUCACACUGACGAGAGACCCCAUGUCUGCCACAAAUGUACUAAAGCAUUCAAAAUCAAACAAGCUCUCAAACGUCAUCUCAACUUGCAUUGUAGAUACCGAGCUUUCGUUUGCGAUGCAUGUAAUCUAUUCUUUAUGGAUAAAUCAGGUCUCAGUCAUCACCGUCAAAGCAUGCACAGGGAUAAAAGCACCGUAUGAGUGUACGCAUUGUGGAUUUCGUUUCGCUGAGAAAGAAACGCUCGAUGAGCAUCUGUGUCUGUGUAAUAAGUGCUAGUUAUGUGGAAAUUCUUAUGAAGAAGAUCAACUGAUCACACACCUCGUUACGCAUAGGGGUGAGCAGCCGCAAUAUUCUGACAAGUUCGCAAGUUAGGUAAAUCGCCCGCGGCAUUCGCAUAAUAACGCGACUGUGAGACUGUGCAGAGAAACAACGCUAACAUUCUUUCAUAGGCGUGAGCAAUUACCUGAACACAUCAUGCGCAGAGACCGGCUUCUUUUGACAUUAGAAACGGCUGAGUAAAACGCUGCUUUCUUAAAAAUUAAGAGAGAAGAAGUCGUCGCCAGAAUUUUCUCAUUCUUCAGUCUCGAAGUAUAGUAAAGGUCCUGGUCAGCGCGCACUGUUUGGAGAACUAAGUUCUUCGCGAUCAUAGAUUUAGGAAACUGAUUUCAAGACAAACUUUGAUGGGCUACGAGUGCAUGUUUUGUGCAACUAGAAACUUGAAAUGUCCGUAGAUGAUUGUUGACAGCUCGUUUAAAUAGAGUAGUGCUUUGUGGAACUGUCUUUUGCAGUGUAAUAGAAAACUUUUAAUUAACCAUCAUAUUGGUGUUUCUGUUUGAAUAAAAGAAAACACGCAUCAUUAGGAACCAUUUAAAAAGUAGGGACGGUUUUUUAUUAACUAAAAAGCAAUAUCUGCCAUCAUUUUCGGUUCUUCAGCCAGGUUGCCUUCGACGGACAAUACUUUUAGGGGCUUUUACAAAAGCAUAGCCACACUGUAUGAAUAGGAACAUUUAUUUCUUGUAACGUUUUUUCAAUGCUUUGAAUAUUUUGGGUCUCUUUGGCGUUUGCAUGCUUACCGAAAUAUUCAUUACACCAUUCAUUACCGAAUUGUUCGUUAUAAACUGAGCUGAUGACAGCAGUCAGACUUUUAAAUUCAAAUGAUUUGAGCUUCCUUAUACGAUAUGCAUUCCAUGUACAAAAUGUUUCGUUAUUGUUUUAUCCUGGUAGAACCUGUGUCAGUUUUAAGGGGCAGUUUUUAAUCACUUGGAAGUCGCAUGUUUUGACUCGGCCUGCUCUCUAGUUAAAGCUGUGAAAUCUUAGUCUGAUAUGACAAACGCCUCCGUGCGACCAAUGACAUGUCAAGUAAGAUGCAGUUCCUAUGCUUAUUAACACGCGUACUUGUGUAUCUGUUUACAUUGAACCCGUUUAAACCACUAACAAAUCUUAAGUUACUGCUCAGUGCAUGACGAGCCUUCAUGUAUAAGAACACUCUCGAACUUUCUUGUCGAUCAUUUUUGAUGACCUUUUGUAAUGACGUUGUGCGCGCGACACCAAUAGAGAUGUGCAUCGUUAGAGGCGCGUGAGCACCAGCGAUGACGGUGCAAUCUUCGAUGAAUCACGUGGGAAUAGCCGACGCUGAUUAGGCACAAACCACUUUUUCGACGAUCGGCGCAUAUGCCCGGCACUAGCCUUCUGCCCGAGUAUUACCUGUUUUGUUAGUUCCGUUACACCAA